AAGUUACUGCAUCUUUUAGUAACUACUGGGAGUUCAAACAUUCUCAAACACCUAAGCAUAACCACACUCUAUGUAUCCAUUCUUAUACAAUUAACUAAUUCAGUUCAACUACAGCUAUUCAACAUUUCAACUCCAAAAUGAAGCUACCCAAAAUCAAGAACUCCAACAAUGAUCACCAUCCUCUACUAAUCAAGAUCUCAACUUUUCAACUACCCUCUUCAAGAUUCACCUUCAAUUUCAUGUUCCUCAUUUCAAUUUUCCAAUUCACAAUUUUUUCAUCAGCGCUCCCAGUACCACCCCCAAUUCCAGUUCUGCCCCUCCCAACCUCACCUCAGCUCUCAUGGCAGCUCUCAGAAAUGGCCCUUUUCCUCCACUUUGGGCCCAACACUUUUACCAACACUGAAUGGGGCUCUGGUCAUGCUGACCCAUCUGUAUUUGCACCCAUGGAUCUCAAUGUGACCCAGUGGGUCAAUGUUGCUAAAGAAAAUGGAUUUUCUAGGGUGAUUCUAACAGCUAAACAUCAUGAUGGAUUUUGUUUGUGGCCAUCUGAUUAUACUGAUUAUUCAGUGAAGUCAACUUCUUGGAAGAAUGGGAGUGGUGAUGUUGUGGGUGAAUUGGCUGAGGCUGCUGCUAAGGCUGGGAUUCAGUUAGGUCUUUAUCUUUCGCCGUGGGAUCGACAUGAAAGGGUCUAUGGGAAGACAAUAGAGUACAAUGAGUACUACAUGGGACAAAUGACUGAGCUACUCACAAGAUAUGGCAUUGUAAAGGAGGUAUGGUUGGAUGGUGCAAAAGGUGAGAAUGAAAAGGAUAUGGAAUAUUACUUUGAUGAUUGGUUUAGUCUCAUUCAUCAACUGCAGCCUGGUGCUGUCAUUUUCUCUGAUGCUGGUCCGGACACGAGAUGGGUCGGAGAUGAAGCUGGUUAUGCUAGCAAUACAUGUUGGUCCCUGUUCAAUUGCAGUGAUGCAACAAUAGGUGGUACUGACACUAAGUAUUCUCAACAAGGAGACCCUUUUGGCCAUGACUGGGUACCUGCCGAGUGUGAUGUCUCCAUCAGGCCGGGUUGGUUUUGGCAUAAAGAUGAAGUUCCAAAAUCUGGGUUGGAUCUCCUUGACCUAUUCUACAAGUCAGUUGGCAGAAAUUGUCUGUUGUUGCUCAAUGUACCUCCUAAUUCAUCAGGUCUUAUAUCAGACAAAGAUAUAGAGGUCCUACGAGAAUUCACCGAGCUGCGGAGCAUAAUAUUUUCCCACAAUUUAGCUGAAAAAGCUAUACUCUCCGGCAGCAGCACCCGGGGAGGUCUCAAUGAUUCUCGGUUUGACGCGAAGAACGUCCUUGAAGAAGGAAUUUAUAGCUAUUGGGCUCCCCGCAAGGAUCAAUCAAGUUGGGUGAUGUAUCUAGAUUUCCCAGAUUUGGUGACUUUUAACGUCCUGCUAGUGCAAGAGCCAAUUCAAAUGGGUCAACGUAUCAUCAGAUUCCAUCUUGACAUCUUAACCGAAAAUGGAGAAUGGCAGAAAGUGGCUAAAGGCACUACAGUGGGAUAUCGAAGGCUUCUCUUGUUUCCUGAAGUAGAAACACAUGGCUUACGGCUUGUUAUUGACAAGUCUCGGGCAGACCCCCUGAUUUCUUAUUUGGGAGUUUUCAGAGAUCCAUUUACCAACACAAACAUUGUGGAUUCUACUAAUGUUGUCCCUAAACAAGACUUCAGAUACAGGUUACUCAGCAAGAUACAAACAAAACUCUUCGGAUGGCUUCAAUCUAGUUUUUAGAUGAUUUGUAUUUACUUGAAAAAAAUUUAGUGCUUCUCAUCUUCGAUGUCUGGAAUCUGGCCUGCAAGUGUAUUGUAACUUUACACCUAUUGUAUAUUUUUUACGGUUCUUCAAUUGUUGAAGAUUAGUCAA
Daucus carota subsp. sativus is the source of this 1895-nucleotide messenger RNA. RefSeq names its product alpha-L-fucosidase 1. Lineage: Eukaryota; Viridiplantae; Streptophyta; Magnoliopsida; Apiales; Apiaceae. Gene Ontology annotation, biological process: glycoside catabolic process; fucose metabolic process. The transcript is spliced from 3 exons. Gene Ontology annotation, molecular function: alpha-L-fucosidase activity. Gene Ontology annotation, cellular component: lysosome. Bases 138 to 1763 code for a protein of 541 amino acids. The record is from RefSeq and is a predicted model, not a curated record.